Mangifera indica (mango) is the source of this 1007-nucleotide messenger RNA. Its product is annotated as expansin-A4-like. The transcript has 3 exons. NCBI's taxonomy places the organism in Eukaryota, Viridiplantae, Streptophyta, Magnoliopsida, Sapindales, Anacardiaceae. Gene Ontology annotation, biological process: plant-type cell wall organization. The record is from RefSeq and is a predicted model, not a curated record. The coding region runs from base 1 to 837 and encodes 278 amino acids. Gene Ontology annotation, cellular component: extracellular region.
AUGGCUUACCCAUCCUCUUUUAACAUUGCCAUGGCAUUGCCUACAAAAUCCUUCGUGUUUAUAUUGUUUCUUUUAGCUGCUAUGUUGCUUGAGUGUCAAGCUUCUGUGGCCCAUAUUAAACAUCCAAAACCAAAAUUUAUGCCAGGUCCUUGGAAGAAGGCUCAUGCCACCUUCUAUCAAGGAAACGAUGCAUCAUUUGAUUUGCUUAAAGGUGGAGCUUGUGGCUACGAAGAUAUUGGCAAAGAAGGAUAUGGUAAAGGCACAGUAGCAGUAAGCACACCUUUGUUCAACAAUGGAUCAAUUUGUGGAGCUUGUUAUGAGAUUAAAUGCACUGAAAACCCCCAGUAUUGCCACCCCGAACAUUCGCUCAUUGUCACAGCAACCAACCUGUGCCCACCAAGUCAAAAUCAAGCAACUGAAAAUGGCGGAUGGUGCAACCCACCUCGUGAACAUUUUGACAUAGCUUAUCCUGCAUUUAACGAGAUUGCAGAGUACACCGCCGGCAUUGUCUCCAUUGAUUAUCGGAGGGUUCCAUGCCAAAAGCAAGGGGGGAUUCGAUUUACAAUAACUGGGAAUCCGUACUUCAACUUAGUGUCUGUGUGGAAUGUAGGAGGAGCUGGAGAUGUGGUUAAAAUGUUGGUGAAGGGCAAUAAGAAGUUGAAAUGGACUGAAAUGACACGAAAUUGGGGUCAAAAGUGGCAGACGGAUGCGAUGAUGGUUGGAGAGUCACUGACUUUUCGAGUUGGAACAAGUGAUGGUAGAACCUCAACCUCAUGGCAUGUUGUGCCUGAGAAUUGGCAAUUCGGUCAAACUUUUGAGGGCAAGAACUUCAAGUAAAACCCAACCUGUAUUAUCCCUAGUUUAUUUCUUUUCUUUUUUCUUUUUUCUUUUUUAAAUCCUAACAAUUCUAUGAUUUGUAGCAACCAAGGCUUCUUAUGGUGAGCUUUAGGUAGCACGAGUGUUGUGCAUUCUAUUCUAGAUUUUUUUGGGGUUUGUAAGUUGUAGCA